AUGAAUCGUCAGCUCCAACAGAGCAUGUCGAGGCCCUCCCUCCGCAUUCGCAGCCUCGAAUCCGAAGUCUCUCAUCUCCUCUCAGAAAAUGUCUCGCUUCGGGAGCAAGUAAUAAGUCUUAGUCAGGAGGUAGAGAGAUAUGAGGCUGUCCGGCUACUCCAACAUGGUGUUUACGACAUCAAGACCAGACUAGACAGCAAGUUGGCGGAGCUGAACAACCUGGUGGCUGACCUAGGCGCACUUCCGCGCACAUUCUACAGCAAAUGUGCAGAGAAUUCUCAAGAUCCAAAUCAACUCCGGGCACUGUCGGAUUGGAAAGCGAAGACAACCAAUGAUGAGCUCAAUCACGGGAAAGACGAAGAGGGAAGGCUUCCUGUCAUCCUGGAAGACAAAUAUUACCCCAGAAAAACAUUAGAGCCACAAGAGCUACAAGAUUUCCGAUAUAAUACCGCCGAUAAUCUGCGAUCUCCCACCCCGGAAGAGCCUGUAGCCACGCGACCAGACACAGCGGACGACAGCUCCUUUACGAAUGAUUCUUCCGAUAUCAUAAAUGCGCAGCAGGCACCGACUUACAAUGAGCACAUGUCGGACGAAGACGAGGCAGUUUUGCCCCCUACACUUGAGACCAGGAAAAGAAAAAGGCCCAUUCCAGCAUCAAAGCAAAUGGAAAGCUCUCGCAUGGAUCACGGGGCACCAUCGACACGGAACAACCCUGGGACUAACUUCAGCCCGGAAACCAAGCGCAAAUUUUCGGUGCAUCACGGAAAGAUAAUGGAAUCGUUAUCGAAUCACCCCGACGUUCCACGGACAAGCAUGCAGUCACCAUCACCGGUGAGAAAGAACGAGCAGUCGCUGUCGUCAGAGGCUGAUGAUAGUCCAUCGGGAGGGAAGGCCUCGCUUUUGACAGAACAGGCAAUGAGUCACAGGUCGGCAAAACGGAAAGCAUUGGAGCAUAGAAGCACAAAUAUGAACAUGACCAGCCCAACGAAAGCACGUACUACAAUGGUGCAAGAGAAGCCCCAGAAAGACACAAUGCCCUCCAUCGACGAAAAGGAUGUUCAAGUGGAGUUGUCCCCAGCGCUACUCGAAAAAGGCACAGAUCUCGAGCAGUCGAGGCAAGAGACGCCUCUACAGUAUCGGAUCCAUCAAUCCACAGAUGAACAGAAGCAUGACGAAAACACCAUGGUUAAAACCCAGUCAAAUACGCGGCGCUCCACGCUACCAGAAAUUGAGAGCGCACCGAGGAAUUUGCCUGACGUGUCUGGCCCAACGAGGCCUGCCAGGCGCCAGAGAGCCAUUCUCCCUCAAUGUACGGCUGGCUCGAACGAGGAUGAGGACCUGCGUAAGAAUGGGCGAUCGAAUGGGCGGAGACCGCGAAACUCGGACCCCUCUGGCAAAGAACCCAAAUUACCGACGACAGAGGCAGCAGCAGCAGCAGCAGAUUUAUCUACCCAGCAAAUGAACUUAGUGUCUCAGCGGAAACGGAAGGCUUCUCCGGCAAACAAGUGCAAUAUGGCACCUGAAGGCAUUGCCGAGGGGUCUACAGAGGCAUGCCCUCAUGAAUGUGUGGCUGGGAGAAGUAAAAUUGACGAAAUGAUGGCUGCAGAUGACAAUUAUCAGAUGCAGCCGUCGCAGAUGACUGGUAAUGAUGUUACGAGGAGCGUUCCCCCUAUUGGGUGCAAGGCCAGACCUGCUACAGCUCGGAAGUCUAGACGGCAUUCUUCACAGCCCGAAUCAUCCAGAAAAGGUGAAUUCCAACCAGCAAGCAACGAUUAUAUGAGCAUAGAAAGCCAAGAUAACUCUCCAUCAGAGGCUCGUGCAGGGAAUUCCUACUCCACAAGAUCCCUUGAAGACUUCGCCAAGCUGAGCUCUCCUACACAGCAAUCAAAAGCGAGUACUAGAGCAGACUUGUCUACUUCGAGGGUGGCUGAUUCGGGACGAACUAAGCGCGGGCAACGUGCCGCAGCCGCUAUAGCUAGAAGAAAAAGCAUGAUGUUGUGA
Messenger RNA from Aspergillus niger, 2001 nucleotides. RefSeq lists its product as uncharacterized. Bases 1 to 2001 code for a protein of 666 amino acids. NCBI's taxonomy places the organism in Eukaryota, Fungi, Ascomycota, Eurotiomycetes, Eurotiales, Aspergillaceae. The transcript is spliced from 5 exons. The record is from RefSeq and is a predicted model, not a curated record.